AUGGAUCUGGAAAGAAAAAUUAAUCAAAGUGCAAAUGGCUCACCAAUAGUAGAAAAUAGCGGCAAGAGAACCAGAGACAUAGCUGGGUUUAACGAUGAAUUAACUAAGGCAAUGAGCAAUGAGCAGCCUGUAAACAUCAAUUCAAGAAGAACUAUGAUCAAGAAAGCAAAAAAUACAUUAUUUGUAGAUGUGAAAUAUAAUUAUUCUUCCGACGAGGAAAAACAAGUACCUAAAAAAUCGUGUAGAAUAACGCAAAAUCAUAAACUAUCAACGAAUUUUAUUUCGGACAAAGUGUCUGAUAAACUUGCUAUUACAGAAUUAUUAUCAACAACUACUAUUACUGUGGCUGCUUUACUUCAACAACAACGCCAACCACUUAAAUUCGGAUUUUCAAUAAAUACAAUUCCUAAUUACGCGAGGGCAACCGGUAAUUUAUUCGGUCCUAUUCUACCACUUGUUUGCGUCCGACGGUCUAAUUCCUCAACCAAUAGCUCUUUCGACACUAGGCCGUGA
Ambispora gerdemannii is the source of this 513-nucleotide messenger RNA. The record is from the annotation of a GenBank genome assembly. NCBI's taxonomy places the organism in Eukaryota, Fungi, Glomeromycota, Glomeromycetes, Archaeosporales, Ambisporaceae.